Phlebotomus argentipes is the source of this 2988-nucleotide messenger RNA. Its product is annotated as aminopeptidase N. Gene Ontology annotation, biological process: peptide catabolic process; proteolysis. Gene Ontology annotation, cellular component: cytoplasm. The coding region runs from base 63 to 2885 and encodes 940 amino acids. The record is from RefSeq and is a predicted model, not a curated record. NCBI's taxonomy places the organism in Eukaryota, Metazoa, Arthropoda, Insecta, Diptera, Psychodidae. Gene Ontology annotation, molecular function: metalloaminopeptidase activity; zinc ion binding; peptide binding. The transcript has 10 exons.
CUCCGGACCGUCUUUCUGAGUGGUUGGCAAAAAGGGAGUAUUUGAGCUUUUCCCCGGUCGCCAUGGAGAAAGCUUAUACUUCACCCCUGAAGAUUGCUCUUAUCUUCUGCCUGCUGCUCUGCGUCUCUUCGCAUCGUGCAGCGGCGAAAGAACGAUUGAGGCGAGGCAUUGACUUAUCCUCAACGCACUCACUCAUUUCUGAUACACGCCUUCCGGGAGAUUUCUUUCCACUGAAUUACACCCUCGAUCUCAGGCCCAAAUUGUCUGAGUCAACUUUCACGGGAAAAGUCCGCAUCUUUGUGCAGUGUAAUGAAACAAGCGACAGAAUCACUCUUCACGCUCACCACGAGCUGCAAAUUGAGAGAUCGGACAUCAAAUUGCAGAGAAUCCUGGACAGUGAGGACUCCGAUGAACUCAAUUCAACGGAAGUGAAGAUCAGGAGAGCUUCUCACACUCCCAAGAAGCCUAUCUUUGUUAUUUAUCUCGCGGACACUGUAAAGAAUGGUACGCUUUUGGAACUAGAGAUUGCAUUCAGCGGCAUGAUUUGGGAGAGCGCUGAAGGUCUGUUCAAAGGAUCUUAUCUCAAUAAGAACGGAACGAAAACUGAAUUUCUGGUCACCACGUUCAAGCCAAACAACGCAAGACGUCUCUUUCCGUGCUUCGAUGAGCCUUCCUUCAAGGUUCCUUUUGAUUUCAGUCUUUCCCGGCCGGAGGAAUACCACACACUCUUCAAUAGUGAUCCAUUCAGCACGGAACCUCUGGAUGGAGAACCAGGAACUGUUGUUGAUCAUUUCACUUCAAUCCCAAAAAUAUCUGUCUUCUCAUUGGGAUUCCUCACAUCUAAACUGGUUCUGAUCAAAGACGACACUUUGGUUAAAAAUGAGGAGCAGAAAGUGGAAAUCUACGUGCAGCCAGGAAUGGAAAAUGCCUUUCCAACUCUCUAUCAGAAGGUUCACACUGUUAUAAAAGCAGUUGAAGAUUUCUGGGGUGUUAAAUAUGCCAUCUGCAAACUCAAAAUCGUCGGUCUUCCUGGACUGACAGCUGUUAAACCCAUAGACAACUGGGGAUUGAUCAUCUUCAAGGAAAGCGAAUUACUCCAAGCGAGCCACUUCAUGCUUGCUCAAGAGAUGGUCUAUCAAUUCCUAACUCAUUCAGCCACUCCGCUUUGGUGGAAUGAUGCCCACAUUACUCGAGCCAUGGCAGGAUUCUUAGCUGCCACUAUCGCUAAGGAACACACUGAAGAGUUUGAUGAAAAAUGGCCAAUGACAACCCUCUAUUCGCUUUACUACGAAUUCAGCAAGAGAUAUCCACACUCGAGAAUCACUGGCAUGAAGCAGGAGUCAAUCUGCAGCAAGACUGAACUAUUCCUCAGAAUGAUCAACUAUACUUUCGGAUUUGAGACUUUCAGGAAGGCUAUGCAGAACUUCUACGAAGAGAAGCGAUGUGCAACUUUCCAGAGUGAAAAUAUUUGGAAUUCACUGACUAUUCAAGCACAUAGAGAUCAGGUUUUAGAUAAAUCUAUCAGUGUGAAUGAAAUUGCUGAGUCCUGGAUAUCGAAGGAUCGUCUUCCUGUCGUUACAAUUGAGAGAAACUACGAUAAGAAGGAAGCCAAAGUGUCUCAAAAAGUGUACUUGAGAGAACGUCCCCAUGAUGUCCCUGAACAGGAGAAAAUGCUCUGGUUUAUUCCACUUAUCGUGGUCACUGAAGACAAACUUGACUUUACCGACACGAAGCCACGCUUGUGGGUGAAAAAGACUCGGGAAACAACCAUGACAGGACUUCCGGAAGCAUCCAAGUUCAUUAUCGUGAAUCCUGAGGAAAUCGGACCCUUUCCUGUGAACUAUGAUGUGCGCAAUUGGAACCUCUUGGCAGAAUUCCUGCAAACCGAAAACGGAAGAAGCAAUAUUCCCAUUUUCACGAAAGCCAAACUGCUUCACGAUGCCUGGAAUCUAGCCUAUGGAGGACAUCUUAGCUUCGCCACAGCUUUCAAUAUGACACUCUUCAUGAGAGAUGAGAAAGACCAUCUCGUUUGGAAUCCAGUCUUCACCAUGAUUGAUCACAUCGGCAGACAUAUUGAUAGUUCAGCUGUUCACAACAAGUUUGAAACCUACGUGAGAAUUCUCUUGACUCCUCUGUACGAACGAUUGGGAUCUGAGGCUCAGCCGAGUGAGGAACAUUGGAAAGAGAAUCUCAGAUCACUGUCUAAAACCUUCCUUUGCCGUGCUGGAUACAAGCCUUGCAUCGAGCGCGCUCAGGCUGCUUUUGCCACAUGGAGGAACGCUAAGGAUCCGGACGCAGAGACUCCUGUGGAGAAUCAGUACAUCUGCCCGGUAUUCAAGUGGGGCACGAGGGAAGAGUGGGAGUUCGGCUUGCAGAGAGUCAUCAAUUUCCCGAAAGAGAGGAAACAAAGUGAACGAACUUACUUGCUGAAAAAUCUCGCUGGAUGUCCUGCGCAGACUGAGAAGAUUGAGCGACUGCUCAACAUCACGAUCUUGGAGGAGAAUGGAAACUUCACGGAAAACGAUAUCUUCCUGAUCUUCAGUAUGCUUUCAGGAGGAUCUAAUGGAUACACCACGCUCUUCAACUUCUUGUCUAACAACUGGGACACCAUCAGACAGAGAUUCGAGAGCAAGACAAACCUUUGGGACAGUUUGAUUAGCGCUUCCACUGGCGUCUUCACCACUCAAGAGGGCUAUGACAUGGUCUCGGCUUUGUAUGUGAAGCGCCAAGGUGAGUUUGGCAGUGCUGAGCACAUUAUCGAGAAGUCCCUGAAGAACAUCAAGGAGGAAACCAAGUGGAGUGACGAGAACUUGCCCGUGAUCGAGCAAUGGCUUGACGACUACCUCAAGACCGCCAACACAUCUGCCAACAAGUUCAUGGGCUAGGCCAGAAGUCAGUUAGAAAUGAUGGCAUUCUUUAUUAAUAAAAUCUUCCACUGUGCGACACUUGCAAUCUGUGCAGGAGGAAAAAGACACGUGUUAGCAAGCA